AUGUGUUCCAUCUCACUUUUGUUAGUCGCCGUAACUAUUGUCGUAUCCGGAGGACGUUUUCCAGAUCCACCCGUGUUUGCUGCUCCACAGCAUUACCCAAGCAUUUGCUACCUCCCACCGGACUCAGGGCUGUGUUCGCAGAAUCCUGCCUCUACAGAGGAGUCCUCAGAUCUGUUGACGAGGUACUACUUCGAUGUUGCCACUGAUCAAUGCUAUCCGUUCGGUGUCCAGAACUGCGGUGGCAAUGAGAAUCGUUUCAAGUCAAGAGCCGACUGCCAGAAUUUCUGCCGACUAGACAACAAGUAG
Haemonchus placei is the source of this 306-nucleotide messenger RNA. NCBI's taxonomy places the organism in Eukaryota, Metazoa, Nematoda, Chromadorea, Rhabditida, Trichostrongylidae. The record is from the annotation of a GenBank genome assembly.